Molecule: messenger RNA, 255 nt
Organism: Debaryomyces hansenii CBS767
Lineage: Eukaryota; Fungi; Ascomycota; Pichiomycetes; Serinales; Debaryomycetaceae
Gene: LSM6
Product: U4/U6-U5 snRNP complex subunit
Exons: 1
Coding region: 1-255 (84 amino acids)
Biological process (GO): maturation of SSU-rRNA; mRNA splicing, via spliceosome
Cellular component (GO): U4/U6 x U5 tri-snRNP complex; nucleolus; sno(s)RNA-containing ribonucleoprotein complex
Molecular function (GO): RNA binding
Source: RefSeq, a predicted model, not a curated record
AUGUCAUCAAUAAAGAAGGAAUCGUCCUCUGGUUCAGAAAAUACAGGCCCUUCUGUGUUUUUAAGCGAGAUUAUUGGGAGCUCUGUGACUGUUAGAUUGCACAAUGGUGUUGAAUACUUGGGAAAUUUACAAAGUAUAGAUGGAUACAUGAAUAUUGUAUUAGAUGAAACCAAGGAAUUUGUCGGCGGUGAUCAAGCCAGGAAUUACGGUGAUGUAUUCAUAAGAGGUAAUAAUGGUAAGUGCUUUCUCUAUUAG